CCGUCACUCCAGGAAGGCGGAAAAGCCAUUGGCAGCAGCCUGGUGACCGAGAUGCCGGCGGACUGCAUCUUGGAUGACCAGACUCCGCCUCCACCCAAGUGUGCUGCCUGUUUCCGUCCGCUGGAGGACGCCCUCAUCCUCAGCUGCGACCACAACCUCUGCCUCAUAUGCGCCGCCAACGCUCUCAAAACAAGCACCAACCUGGUAUGGUAUGCAACACGCUGGCAAACGGGACUCUUGCUGCACACGCAGCUGAUGUGGUGACUGCACUCUUUCUGCAGACGAUCCACUGCUCUAUCUGUGGCGCCCCAACGGUGAGUUGUGGGCUCGCUCCUUUGCAAAGCAAUGGCAUCCAUCACUCCCUCCUUCCGUCGUCUUGUCAAUUGCUGCAGGCCGUUGACCCCCAGUCUGCGGAGCAGUUGCUGCAGGGCCCUUCCCCUCCCUCACGCGACCCCAGCUUCGUAGUCUCGCCCCCAUCGUCCACCAGCGGCGCGCCCUCGUUCGCUACCCCAGGCAAGGAGCCGGUUGUUCGCAAGGAGGGGGCGCGGCAUGUCGCCCUCACCCCUUCGCCCCUCCCCCCUCUGCCGACCUUCUCGGCCAAGGGCACAUGCGGACAGCGCGACAGACGGUGAGACACACUGCCAGAGACAUGGACAGCAGUCAUCUCCGGGUGUCCACGUGUCUGAGUGACAAGCAGGGACACUGUCACACAGACAGACAUGGUCAUGUGCCACCCGGUGUCCUCCCACACGUUGACGGCUUAUCGGGGUGAGGCGGUGCGGCCGCUAGGCGGGGCCAACCGUCUGAGUCACGCCAUCGUCCCCCGGAAGCAGCCACAGGAUGCUGAUAAGGUGCGUGGAGAGACAACAAUGACGACAAGGCCACGCUGGAGGGAUGGAUGGAUGCCACGUGUCGUUAAUGUGCAGUUUUCUGACAUCAUUCCGGCGAUUUCCGCCAGCCCAUUCUCGGAGAAUUCGCGACGCAGCUCACUCUCGCUCAAGAGGUGACUCAUUGACACACAAUGGCGUGCCGUUAUGGGUGGGUGGGUGGCAUACAUACUUUUGCGUGCAGUCUGAUGCCGUGUCGCGACCAUCCUGACGAGGUGGUGCAGUACUUCUGCCUCACGUGCGAGUCGGCAUGUGUCUGUGCUGAAUGCGUUAUACACGGUAGGGAGGUACCCAGACAGCUGACAGACGACAUACAGGGCUGUCUGUCUGUCUGUCUGUGUGUGUCUUGGUAGGCAUUCACAAGGGCCACGAGGUGCAGAACAUAAAGCGUGCCUAUCCAUUGGUGAAGGGCAAGGUGGAGGACUACCUAUACAAUGUCACCACACGCGUUGAGGAACUCGCCAUCGUCGAGCAACGAAUCGAACAACACCGGCACGCGCGACUCACCAUUCCAUCACAUUCUUCUCCCCGCUCAGCGAGAGCUGUGUGUCUGUGUCUGUGUCUGUGUCUGUGUGUGUGUCCAUUCCAUCCCAUUAGUCGUGAUCUGACAGCGUCGGUGCACGCGGCCAAACACCAGAUGGCCAAGGCCUUUGAGGUUGAAAAUCGGACACAUGAGCCUAGCCCUCCGUCGGCAACGUGUCUCUCUGCUGCUGGUGAUGGUCUGCUGCCGACAGGAUGUGAAGCAGCGUCUGGUCAAGAAGGAGAGCGAGCUGCUCAAGAACGCUGAGCUCUUCCUUGAGGAGGCAUGUGAUCUGCACAGCGCCGCCCGAGCCAUCAUAUAUAUGAGACACCCUCCCUCCCUCUCACCCUGCCUGUGUUCUGUGUGGGUGUGGGCAGAGUAUGGACGAGUUGGACAGCCACCUGCGUACGGCCAAGGAGAAGAGCCGGCAGCUGGAUGAGUGCGCCGCCAAGAUCAGAAGCCAUGUGGCGGCUGCUGACGAGGUGGGGCUGCUCAACUACUACGCCGACGUCAAAAACUACAUCACCACCCAACUCAGUCAGUUCAGACAGACACUGACAGCCAACAAGCCCAUCGAUCAGCUCAGGUCUCUCUCUCUGUGUGACGCGCUGUGCAGACAGCUUUGACACCGCUGCUUUGGUAGAGCUGCCCGAGGCGGCCACGCGACGGGUGAGCAAGCGGGCAGACAAACAACAGUGGCAGACCCCAGUGACUGAAUGUGUGUGUCUGUGUGUGUGUGCGUCCACCAGGUGGUGUCGAAUGUUGAGAGCACCAGCGCCCACCUCGAAGUAAGCACAGUCAGACAUCACAGAGAGAGAGAGAGAGAGCCACAUGACAUCUAAAGAUGUCUCUUUCACUCCAUCUGUCUGUCCCCCAUGCCAUGCAGGCGCUGCAUUCCCUCAAUCGCAACAUCGCCAACUUGAGAGGCCUCGAGCCACAUCAGCAGCACCACCAACACCAGCAGCAGGAGCAUGCCCCACACCAGACCAAGGCACACGUGUCGCACCCCAAGUUCCCAUCGCCUGCCAGCAACAGCCUCCCGAAGCGCCGCACAUACACCUCUGAGACCAACCUCAUCCAGCAGGAGAGCCAUGUACCAGACGGGCGAUAGAUCAGGCAGGGAUGGAUGCUGCGCGUUUGAUGCGUGUGUGCGGGGCGGGGUGGGGUGGGUUGUUGAUGGACGGACAGAGGCAGACGCUGGAAGGGUGCGAUGCGACUGAGUGAGUGCUGGCUGCAUUCAUUCAUUCAUACCUGGCUUGUUGGAGGCUGAAGCUGAAUUGGAU
Molecule: messenger RNA, 2690 nt
Organism: Vitrella brassicaformis
Lineage: Eukaryota; Vitrellaceae
Source: the annotation of a GenBank genome assembly